GUCAGCCGGGUGCGACAACGAGAGAGAUCAGUGAUUUUUUCACUCGCACACAAAAAGGCGUCGAAAGGUUUCCAGAAGUUUGCAUCUCACGUUUUGUAAUCGUAUUUUGACCGGGAAAUCCUACACGGAACCAGCAUGAAUGUCGAGGAGGAAGUGCUCAAGAUUCAGAAGAAGCUCGGCAAGAUGACCUCGUCUGAUGGAACGGGUCAGGAGCAAGCGCUAGAUCUGCUCCGCGAGCUGCAGCGUUUGAAUAUUGAUCUCGACAUACUGACUAAGACGCGCAUUGGUAUGACAGUCAACGAACUGCGCAAGUGCAGCAAGGAUGACGAGGUUAUUAGUUUGGCAAAGUCGCUAAUUAAAAGUUGGAAACGCUUCCUAGCGGCGACACCACCCUCGAAGGAAGCAUCCAAGGAAUCGUCGAAGUCAUCGAGCAAAUCCUCAAGUAAAAAUAGCAGCAAAUCGGAGAGCAACAGCAAAAAGGAAUCCGAGAAGGAGAAAGAAGCUAAAAAGCCAACCCAAACUAGUUUUCCGUCUCAGUCGAGUAAUACAACCGAUGCCGUUCGUCUGAAGUGCCGCGAGAUGUUGGCCAAUUCCCUGCGCGUCGAUGGAGAUCCACCAGAGGGCUGUCAGUCCCCGGAUGAACUAGCGGAUGAGCUUGAAGAGGCAAUUUUCUCUGAAUUCAAAAACACCGACAUGAAGUACAAGAACCGGGUGCGUUCCCGGGUGGCCAAUCUGAAAGAUCCGAAAAAUCCCAGCUUGAGGGGUAACUUUGUCUGCGGUGCUAUUACCGCGCAACGGCUUGCCAAAAUGACACCCGAAGAGAUGGCCAGUGAUGAAAUGAAGAACCUGCGUGACCGUUUCGUCAAGGAAGCAAUCAACGACGCUCAACUGGCCACUAACCAGGGAACCAAAACCGACCUUCUCAAGUGCGGCAAAUGUAAGAAACGUAACUGUACAUACAACCAGCUGCAAACGAGAAGCUCCGAUGAACCGAUGACGACAUUCGUUCUGUGCAACGAGUGCGGAAAUCGUUGGAAGUUCUGCUAAAUUCGAACCGAGGACGUAUUUCUACUAAUUCUUUUGAAAAGAUCACAAACCAUGCGGAGCAAACCCGGUUUAUAUUACGAUCAAUCCUAAACAUAACUUAUAUGUUUGCUUACGUCUCGCAAAAUAAAAAUACGGCGAGAAGCAGAAGUUGUAGUGUUAAGAACAAGACAAUGAUUUGAUCAAGUUGAAUAAGCUACAAAUUCUACCUUAAAAACAGUUCACAAUUAAACCUGGAGUUGUUUGUUUGGCGCAAAAUACCACGAAAAAUCACCUCAAAUGCAAAGGUUUUGCUCAUAAAUCCCAAAGAACGGGAAGAGAGCAAGCCUUCCUUAUAAGGAUAACCUUUAGCGUACGUGUUAUGCUGAAUCAAUCUAGCGUGUAGAGCACCCCUUUGGUAAGCUAUAGAGGGAAGCUUACUGGUAAUUUUUAACGAUAGAAAUUUGUGGUUGGUUUGAUAAAGAUAUAAUUUAAUUAUGUAAAGAUAAAAACCUGCCUAGUGUGUAACAAAUAAAAUUGAUGAAAAGCAAA
Ochlerotatus camptorhynchus is the source of this 1575-nucleotide messenger RNA. It is a transcript of the gene TfIIS, whose product is annotated as RNA polymerase II elongation factor. Gene Ontology annotation, cellular component: nucleus. Gene Ontology annotation, molecular function: zinc ion binding; nucleic acid binding. The coding region runs from base 136 to 1047 and encodes 303 amino acids. The record is from RefSeq and is a predicted model, not a curated record. Gene Ontology annotation, biological process: DNA-templated transcription; transcription elongation by RNA polymerase II. The transcript is spliced from 2 exons. Lineage: Eukaryota; Metazoa; Arthropoda; Insecta; Diptera; Culicidae.